Chiroxiphia lanceolata (lance-tailed manakin) is the source of this 1189-nucleotide messenger RNA. It is a transcript of the gene SLC7A6OS, whose product is annotated as solute carrier family 7 member 6 opposite strand. Gene Ontology annotation, biological process: developmental process. The record is from RefSeq and is a predicted model, not a curated record. NCBI's taxonomy places the organism in Eukaryota, Metazoa, Chordata, Aves, Passeriformes, Pipridae.
CCCCUUCCCUUCCGUCCCCGCCGGACCAUGUCCUCCGCGGCCGUGCUGCGGGUGCGGCGGAAGCGCGGCGGCCCCGAGCCGGCCGAGGCGCUGCUCCUCGCCUGCAAGCGGCGGCGCGAGGAGCCGCCGGAGCGGAGCCUCUUCAAGCUGGUGGCGACCGUGCCCUCCAAGAAUGAACCGGUUCAGAAGUACGUUAAGGAUGCCAUCACACGGGACAGAGCAGCUCAGAGCCUGCGGCCCCCUGUGGGAAGCACUCAGCGGAUCCUGCAGGAGCUCCAGCCCCCUGUGGGAAGCACUCAGCGGAUCCUGCAGGAGCUCCAGCCCCCUGUGGGAAGCACUCAGCGGAUCCUGCAGGAGCUCCGCUCCUCCAGGCAGGUGGAGAGGAAGGAGAGCCGGUACCGUGUGGUAGCCAGCCACCGCCCCGCCUGUGCUGCAACAGCCGUGCCUGCCACAGGGGCUGGGGCUGACACCGAUGGGCACGGGGCAGGCUCUGGAGCACGGGAAGAUGCUUCACAAGAGGAGAGUGGUGCUGCUGAUAAGAGUUCGGACUGCUGUGGGAAAUUCCAGUUGUUUGACAUUGUCCAAGAAGAGGAGAUGGUGGGAGACUGCAGCGUAACUUCUGCCAACCCCCAGAAGAUUGAUCCAGAUGUGAUUCUUUGCAAUGCAGUAGAGAUGAUCCGUGAGCGUUUAAAUGUUUCUGAAGAUGCUAAAAAGCACUGUGACAAGGAAGAUGAGUAUGUUUAUGACAUCUACUAUAAGGAAACAUCAGCCCCUGGUUGGAUCGAAAAUAUCCUUUCUGUACAGCCCUACAGAGAAGAAUAUGAAUGGGUAAAUGAUGAUCCUGUUCCAGAGGAAGUGUAUGAAGAUGAAGAUGAUGAAAAUGAUGAAAAUAACUGGCGGAAUGAUUAUCCUGAAGAAGAUGAAUUCUUACCCGAGGACGAUGGAGAAAAAGAGCCUGAAGAGAGCUCCAGUGAUGAGGAGCAAUAUUACAGGAGAAGAACAUGACAAUACCGACAGGAGGUUCUGCAGGAGUUCGGAUACGACGAGAUGGAAGAUUUGGGUUCUGACUAACAGUUCUUUUUUGAAGAUGAAACGUGUGCUGAAGGUGAAACUCUGCUGUGGUAGGAGAAUGCACCAUGGGAACAGCCAGCUGCAGCUGGCAGAUCUCAAACAGAUGGGUGUCAGUGUG